This is a messenger RNA of Oncorhynchus kisutch (coho salmon), 2040 nucleotides long. RefSeq names its product betaine--homocysteine S-methyltransferase 1. Gene Ontology annotation, cellular component: cytosol. The transcript is spliced from 8 exons. Gene Ontology annotation, biological process: L-methionine salvage. Gene Ontology annotation, molecular function: zinc ion binding; betaine-homocysteine S-methyltransferase activity. The record is from RefSeq and is a predicted model, not a curated record. The coding region runs from base 101 to 1309 and encodes 402 amino acids. NCBI's taxonomy places the organism in Eukaryota, Metazoa, Chordata, Actinopteri, Salmoniformes, Salmonidae.
CGGCAUAUAAAGGCAAACGGAUCACGGUAUCAAACCCUCUCCAAAUCUAGAGGAAGCCUGUGUUUGAGAAGGAGUGUCUCAAGUACAAGUGCAAUCACCAAUGAUCAUGGCACCAGCUGGAGCUAAGAGAAACAUUCUGGAGCGCCUGGAUGCAGGCGAGAUUGUUAUUGGGGAUGGAGGUUUCGUCUUCGCCCUGGAGAAGAGGGGCUAUGUGAAGGCGGGUCCCUGGACUCCUGAGGCUGCCGCCGAGCACCCCGAGGCUGUGAGACAGCUGCACCGAGAAUUCCUGCGGGCGGGGUCAAAUGUCAUGCAGACUUUCACCUUCUACGCCAGCGACGAUAAACUGGAGAACAGGGGUAACGCUCAGCGCUUCACUGGCACACAAAUCAACGAGGCCGCCUGUGACCUGGCCAGGGAGGUGGCCAAUGAGGGUGACGCGAUGGUGGCGGGCGGGGUCUCCCAGACCCCCUCUUACUUGAGCUGCAAGUGCGAGGACGAGGUCAAGGGCAUUUUCAAGAGGCAGCUUGAUGUCUUCGUCAAGAAGAACGUGGAUUUCAUGAUUGCAGAGUACUUUGAGCAUGUGGAGGAGGCAGAGUGGGCCGUGCAGGUGUUGAAGACCUCCGGCAAGCCAGUGUGUGCCUCUCUGUGUAUCGGCCCUGACGGAGACCUCAACGGAGUCAGCCCUGGAGACUGUGCCGUCCGGCUGGUCAAAGCUGGAGCCAAUAUUGUGGGCAUCAACUGUCACUUUGACCCCAUGACCUGUGUGAAGACUGUGAAAAUGAUGAAGGAGGGUGUGGAGAAGGCGGGGCUGAAGGCCCACUACAUGGUCCAGCCUCUGGCCUUCCACACCCCUGACUGCAACUGCCAGGGAUUCAUCGACCUGCCAGAGUUCCCCUUCGGUCUGGAGCCCAGGAUUCUGACCAGGUGGGACAUGCACAAGUACGCCAGGGAGGCCUUCAACAUUGGCAUCCGUUUCAUCGGCGGCUGCUGCGGCUUCGAGCCCUACCACAUCAGGGCUGUGGCUGAGGAGCUGGCCACAGAAAGAGGCUGCCUGCCCGCUGCCUCAGAGAAGCACGGUAACUGGGGUGCUGGUCUGGAGAUGCACACCAAGCCAUGGGUCCGUGCCAGGGCUCGCCGUGACUACUGGGAGAAGUUGAAGCCAGCAUCCGGCCGUCCCAGGUGUCCCUCCAUGUCCACCCCUGAUAGCUGGGGUGUCACCAAGGGCCAUGCCGACCUGAUGCAGCACAAAGAGGCCACCAGCCAGGAAGAGCUCAAGCCCCUGUUUGAGAAGGCCAAGGCCAGCCACUGAGCACUCCUUUUGGGGUAGGAGAGGGAGGAGUGGAGCCCCCUGGAGGAAAACCGAAGGAGUGGUGUGUUGUGGUUUGAUAAAGGCAGAGGGGAGAACUCUCACACAUUCCCUUUGUAAAGAAGUUUACAUAUCAAAAAUAAUUACAAGUCUUAUUGUUCUGUUUUGAUUUCUAGGACCAUCUUCUUGUGAACCAAAAGUUAUUCUUAUGAUUUCAUUCAGAUUUGCAGCAUCUCUAGAUGGUAUAGCUCCAUUGCAGCAUCUCUAGAUGGUAUAGUUCCAUUGCAGCAUCUCUAGAUGGUAUAGUUCCAUUGCAGCAUCUCUAGAUGGUAUAGUUCCAUUGUAUUCUCUUCUGUAAUAAUUCUAAAGUGAUUAUGGUAUAUAUGCAUCUAAUAACUGGAUUUCAAACUUGAUAUGUGCCUUACUCAAAUAUAAUGUGACAGCAAUCAUCGAGCCAUUGAUACGUACUGUGAGUUAAACAAAUAAACCAAAACGUUGCCCCCGGUGGUGCGUCCCACAUACCUCCAGAGUGUGCUGCUGAUCUUGUGACGAUUGAAACGCAUAAGAUUAGAAAUAAAAGUGAAAGCGUGUUGCCGAAACUACUGUGACCACAAUGUUAACUAGCUGGUAAAGAAUGUAGCCUAGUUACAUCUAGUGCCCCAAAAAAUAUCUAUACCAAAUGAAAGUUGACUUCAUAACUGUAGUUUGAUUCAAUAAACUUCCACUUGACCUUG